ACUCAUCCGUCCGGGUAUAUAAUGGGCUCCGUCUCCAAGCCUCCUCCACUCUUCACCGAUAACAUCGCCGGAGCCACCACAACUUCGGGUCCCUCCAGCACCGCUCCUUUCCCCCAAUCAAUCGCCACGGCGACUGCCGCGCUCAGGGCCCAGUUGAACAACCUUGUCACAUCCAUGUUCGCCACAGGUAUGGUGGAUGAGUAUUUCUAGUACUUGCAGUCGAUGGAUGAGGAUGGCAGCUCAGGCCCAGGCUUGGUCCCUGAGGUCAUCAACCUCUUCAUCACCAACACCAACAGGAUCCUCAACGACAUCGUCGGCCUGCUGAACCAGCCCGUGGACUUCAACAAGGUCGACGACCCGGUGCAUCAGCUCAAGGGGUGCAGCUGUAGGUGA
Molecule: messenger RNA, 393 nt
Organism: Triticum urartu
Lineage: Eukaryota; Viridiplantae; Streptophyta; Magnoliopsida; Poales; Poaceae
Source: RefSeq, a predicted model, not a curated record